This is a messenger RNA of Pollicipes pollicipes, 1804 nucleotides long. Its product is annotated as dynein heavy chain 2, axonemal. NCBI's taxonomy places the organism in Eukaryota, Metazoa, Arthropoda, Thecostraca, Pollicipedomorpha, Pollicipedidae. The transcript is spliced from 12 exons. Gene Ontology annotation, biological process: microtubule-based movement. The coding region runs from base 188 to 1804 and encodes 538 amino acids. Gene Ontology annotation, molecular function: dynein intermediate chain binding; dynein light intermediate chain binding. The record is from RefSeq and is a predicted model, not a curated record. Gene Ontology annotation, cellular component: axonemal dynein complex.
GUCAGAAUGCACCGAACUGGAGAGUGAUGAAGAGAUAGAAUCAGAACCAGAAGAAGACGUGGAAGAAUGGGUAGAAUCGGUGGGCUACAUUCGACGGUGUGCACUGCUGUGUGGCCUGCCUGCCGAUCUGUGGGAUGCGUCUCAUGACGAGAAGAUUGCCACUUUCCUGAAAGACGAGACCCGCCCCAUGAUCACAUUCUUCGUGGAGACGGACCAGGAGCACCACAAGAUUUUAACGGCUCUGUUCGGCGCGCCGAUCCAACAGGUGGAUGAGGUGAUAUACUUCCUGAAGCGACCCAGCGCGCCACCUGUCUUAAGCGACCUUAACUACCGGGGCAAGGUGGCAUGGGGUAACAUGAAGGCUCCCUUUCUGGAGUCGCUGCUGAUCCGGAUGUCCUCCCUGUACAUGCCGUACUUCUUGGAUGACACCACAUGGCCGGACAGCAUCCGGAAAGAUUUUUCCGGGAAGCUGCACCGGUUUAUGGCCUACCUGACGGACGCUCGGUACAAGGCCAUAGGCCAGACGGUACUGUACAUCCCCUCCGAGGACCUGUCCCGCCCCGUAGAGGACAUGGCGAAGGACAAGGAUCUGGUGGAAAGGUUGGAGGCGGCGAUGGUGCACUGGAUCCGCCAAAUCAAGGAGAUGCUGAGCAGCUUGGACUCGAUCGAGAUGCCAGAAAAAGCCGGCCCGCUGGACGAGAUUCACUUCUGGAACGAUCGCUGUAAGGACCUGUCAGGCGUUAAGGUACAGCUGGACAGCGUGGUGGUGAAGAAGAUGAGCGAUGUUUUGGAGCACGCGAAGUCUUCUUAUAUCGGCCGUUUCAACCGGCUGGCCCACGAAAUCCAGGACGGGUCACAGCAGGCCGAGAGCAACAAACACUACCUGAGCCUGCUGCAGGAGCCAUGCGAGGAGCUCAGCAAGUCAUCGCCGGACGAGAUGGCCGGCCAGCUGGAGCACGUGCUCACUCUGAUACGCGUUGUGUGGAACAACUCGCCGUACUACAACACCAGGGAGCGCGUGACGGGCAUUCUUCGUCGCGUCAGCACUGAAGUCAUCAACGUUUGUCAGAACGUCAUCUCCAUCGACGACAUCUUCAACGGCCGCUGUCGCUCCUCCAUUCGAACGCUCGAGCAGUGCAUCGACUGUUCGAUGGCCUGGAAAAACAUCUACAAAAAGGCAUGGGAUUAUUUAGCUCAUACGGCGCGCGUCCACCACAAGAUGUCUGAGCAGGGCUGGGUGCUGGAUGUGACCACAAUAUUCGCCGAGCUCGACGCCUUCACGCAGCGCUGCAAGGACCUCAUCGAGAUCUGCAACAGUCAGAUGUACCUCAACAGGUUCGAGCCGGAUGGCAGCUCGGUUGAACGCUCGGUCCACUGGGCCUGGAUGGAGGACGGCGAGCAGGUGCCGCUGCCACUGUUCGCUGGAGCCCGCGGCCCGGAGAUCGCGCGCAGUAUGCAGGAGCUGGAGCGCGUGUUCUCCGCCUGUCUCAAGGACAUCGGCUCCAACAAGCAGAUCAUCUCCGACAACCGCUCCACUCAGUGGCUCAACGAGUUCAGAAAGUUCCGGAUGCGGGUCAAAGACGUCGAGGUGAUGCUCACCAACAUCAUCGAUUGGUCAUUCGAGACGGUGCGCACGGUGGAGGAGGGUGUGCUGCUGCUCUCCUGCUUCCGGCGCUACGCCAACCGAGAGAUGAUACGUCGCAUUUUCGACAUGAAGACGGUCCAGCAAGGCCUGACCAUGAUGUAUUCGCGCUGUUCGUCUGCUUUCUACUUGCUCGCUUGGACCUCAACACAGCUGGACUAA